CUCUCUGAUCAGUACGGCCGCGCGCAGACGCGUGAAGGGAAGGGACAUCCCCCCCACUUCAAAAACCUUUUCGCGACUCCAGGAUUAGAAGCUGCAAGUCUAUCGAGUUUGUGUCUUUUGCGCGGGGAGAGCUGUGAUUUUUUUUCUUUUUUUAAAUUAGAUUUUUCCACAUUAAAUUUGAUUUCUUUUGCGUGUUUUUUUUUUUUUUUUUUAAUAUAAAUUUCCCGUGGACUGACAGAGGAGUUGUUCUCGUGGACAUGGGGAGAAGUGGACUAGUAGGACGCGGGCGGGGCAUGUGCGCUACGCCGGGCGCCCUCCUCUUCCUCCUGGGGUUCGUCCACGCAGGAUUCGGCCAAGUGCGAGACGACGACGACUUCCUGAGCCUGAGCGAGCUGCCCGAGACGUUCCCGUCUGACCCGCCCGAGCCGUUACCGCACUUCCUGUUCGAACCUGACGAGGGCUACAUCGUCAAGAACAAGCCCGUCAACCUCUACUGCAAGGCCACCCCCGCCACGCAGAUCUACUUCAAGUGCAACAGCGAGUGGGUCCACCAGAAGGACCACACAGUGGAAGAACGUGUGGACGAGAACUCAGGUCUGGUGGUAAGGGAAGCCAGCAUAGAAAUUACCCGGCAGCAGGUUGAAGAGCUGUUCGGCCCGGAAGAUUACUGGUGUCAGUGCGUCGCGUGGAGCUCUGCCGGAACCACCAAAAGUCGCAAGGCCCAUGUACGCAUCGCAUACCUCAAAAAGUCCUUCGAACAGGAGCCUCUUGGCAAGGAGGUGUCCCUCGAGCAGGAGGUGCUUUUGCAGUGUCGCCCACCAGAGGGCAUACCAGCGGCAGAGGUGGAGUGGCUGAAAAAUGAAGAGAUCAUCGACCCAGCGGAGGACAGAAACUUCUACAUCACCAUCGACCACAACCUGAUCAUCAAGCAAGCACGACUGUCGGACACGGCCAACUACACGUGCGUGGCCAAAAACAUCGUGGCCAAGAGACGCAGCACGACGGCCACUGUCAUUGUUUACGUCAAUGGCGGCUGGUCGACGUGGACUGAGUGGUCGGUGUGCAACAGCCGCUGUGGGCGAGGCUUCCAGAAACGAACUCGCAGCUGUACCAACCCCGCCCCCUUAAAUGGCGGACUGCCUUGUGAUGGACAGCCCAUCCAGAAACUCCCUUGUACCUCCUUGUGCACCGUGGACGGUGAGUGGACCGAAUGGAGUAAGUGGUCAGCCUGUGGGACGGAGUGUACCCAAUGGAGGAGGCGCGAGUGCAACAACCCGGCACCUAAAAACGGCGGGAAGGACUGCGAGGGUCUGGUGCUUCACUCUCAGAACUGCACCGACGGACUCUGUAUGCAAAGUUCAUUGUUUGAGACGUCCAAAGAAAAGAGUGAUGUGGGAUUCACAUCGGCUCCGAGCACCGACGACGUGGCUCUGUACGUGGGCGUGGUCAUCGCCGUCAUCAUGUGCCUGGUCAUCUCGGUCAUCGUGGCGCUAUUCGUGUACCGCAAAACACACCGCGACUUCGACUCGGACAUCAUCGACACGUCGGCGCUCAACGGAGGCUUUCAGUCGGUCAACAUCAAGACGACCAGAUCAGCUGAUCUGUUUUCAGCCCCUCCCGAUUUGACAAAUGCCGCCACCAUGUACGGCGGUCCCGCUUAUGUCCUCCGCCACGUGUCCAAUAAAAUCCCAAUGACCAACUCUCUACUCUUAGAGCCCCUCCCCAACCUGAAGAUCAAGGUGUACAACUCCUCUGGCCUCGUCACGCCACAAGACGACCUCGGAGGAGACUUCACGUCCAAACUCUCCCCAAAGUUAACCCAGUCUCUGCUGGAGAACAGCGACACAAUGAACCUUCGUAACCAGAGCUUGGCCCGCACUCGAGACCCUUCAUGCACCGCUCACGGAUCCUUCAACAACCAGGGAGGACACCUCAUUGUGCCCAACUCUGGAGUGAGUCUGCUGGUUCCGGCGGGCGCGGUCCCCCAGGGCCGGGUCUACGAGAUGUAUGUGACGGUGCACAGGAAGGACAGCUCCGGACCCCCAUUGGAGGACGUGCAGACUGUGCUGAGUCCGGUGGUGAGCUGCGGGCCUCUGGGAGCUCUGCUGACCAGACCGGUCAUCCUUACCAUCCACCAUUGUGCUGACAAUGUCCAUGAGGACUGGCUCAUACAGCUAAAAAACCAACUGGCCAUGGGCGAGUGGGAGGAUGUAGUGGUGGUGGGCGAGGAGAACUUCAUCACCCCCUGCUACGUGCAGAUGGACUCGGAGGCCUGUCACAUCCUCACGGAGACUCUGGGCACGUACUGUCUGGUGGGCCAGUCGGUGGGCAAGGCGGCCGCAAAGAGGCUGAAGCUGGCUGUCUUUGGCCCUGUUUCCUGCACCACGCUGGACUACCACAUCAGGGUGUACUGUCUGGAUGACACGCAGGAUGCACUCAAGGAGGUUCUUCAGAUGGAGACGCAAAUGGGAGGCAAGCUCCUGGACGAGCCCAAGACCCUCAACUUUAAGGACAGCACACACAACCUGAGACUAUCCGUCCACGACGUGCCGCACCCGCACUGGAGGAGCAAACUCAUUGCCAAGUAUCAGGAGAUCCCCUUCUACCAGGUGUGGAACGGAAACCAGAGGAGCCUCCACUGCACCUUCACGCUAGAGAGGAUGAGCCCGGCCGUGACCGAGGUCGGCUGCAAGCUGUGCGUCAGGCAGGUGGAGGGCGAGGGCCAGAUAUUUCAGCUCAGCAACACCCUGGAGGAGGAGCUCCAGUGCAUAGACACGUCCCUGAUGGACCCGGCCAGCAACAUCACCACCUUAGUGGGGCCCAACGCCUUCCGCAUCCCCUUGUCCAUCAGACACAAACUGUGCGGCAGUCUGGACGCGCCGCAGACACGAGGCAACGACUGGAGAAUGCUGGCCCGCAAGCUCAACUUGGACAGGUACCUGAACUACUUCGCCACCAAGUCCAGUCCAACGGGCGUCAUCUUGGACCUGUGGGAGGCCCAGCACUUCCCUGAUGGGGACCUCAACGAACUGGCUGCCGUGCUUGAAGAGAUGGGUCGCCACGAUGGCAACUUCUGCUCCAUGACCGUGGAACACUGACCGGGCUAGGCGACCAACGACACGGACAAAUGGCAACGGUGACCACAUACGCGGGCCAGGCUAACGGAGGAAGACGCUAGCGCAAUGACCCAAAAACAAUCGAACAAACAAAACAAAACAAAAAACGCUUUGGGGAGUGUUUGUACGACUUUCUAACUGUCGAGAACUAACUAAGCUAGCGAUGUUACUUAAAAGUGGCAUCGGAUGUAGCGGGCUAACAAAACGAGCUAAGGAAGUAGAUUGAAGGAAAGCCUUAGCAACAGUUGCUUACUGUUAGUGGGCGUGAAUGAAAGAUAGCUUGAAAAAGUGCUUUGGGGAGUGUUUGUAUGACUUUUCCCUGUCACAAACAAACAUAACUAGUGAUGUUACUGAAAAGUGGUAUCAUAUGUAAUGGGCUAACAAAACAAGCUAUAAGGACAUAGACUGCGAGAAGGCAUUAGCGACAGUUGCUUAACACGAGUGAGCGGAAGCAGAAGAUAAGAAAAAAUGCUUUGGGGAGUGUUUGUAAGACUUUACUUGUUGGGAACAAACUAAAGUUACUGAAAAACUGGUACUGUAUGCAGCGGGCUAACAAAAUGAGCUAAGGAUAUAGAUUGAAUGAAAGUGUUAGUGAUGGUUGCUAACUGAUAGCGAGCGUAAGUGGAAGAGAGCAAAAAAAAAAAAAGAAAACGCUUUUGGGAGUGUUUGUUUUACUCUUUUCCUGUCGUGACCAAACUAUAGUAGCGAUAUCACUUAAAAGUGGCAUUGGAUGUAAUGGGUUAGCACAACGAGCCAAGAAUGUCGAUUGAGGAAAAGCGUUUGUGACGGUUGCUAACCGCUAGUGAGCGUAAACAGAGGAUAGCUAAAAUAAAAUGUUUUGGGGAGUGUUUUAUUUUUAUUUUGUAUUAUUAUUUCUUUUUACCCGUCUCGUGAUGUUACUUAAAAGUGGCAACAUCUGGAGCGGGUUCACAAAACGAGCUAAGGACAUAGGUUGAGUGAAAGCGUUAGCGACAGUUGCUAAAUGAAAGAUAGCUUUAAAAAUGCCCAGGGAGUGUUUGUUCGACUUUUUACCCUUAAAAAACAAAACAAACUAAAGUUUGAUGGAAAGAAUUAGCGACAGUUGCUACCACCGGGCAGUAAAAACAGAUGAUAGCUCAAAAAAUAUGAUGCAAAUAAAAAGGCAAGAGAUUAAAUGACCCCGCGAAUCAGAGGCGCAGUCCUAAAGCAACUGUCAAUCAAUGGUCCUGCCUAGCAACAAGCCCCUCACAUCAGCCCACCUCCACUUGGAUGAUGUCAUCAUUCGACCGUUUUUCGUGAGACGCAUGGCAGAUGGAAAAAAAGUGCAGAUGUAUUUAAUGAGCAGGGUUUAUUUUUAUGUGUACAUGCGAAAAGCAGAUCCUCCCUAAUUAUUAUUCAUAUUUUUAUUUAUGAUACUAAUUAUUAGAAUGAAUGAAUGCAAGCCAUGGUAAGAGCAUUAAUGCGUUACAACUGCAGUAAGCAGUAUUAGUUUUCAUAAUGACUAACAACCAGCAAGGGGUAAAAAAAAGAAAGAGAGAGUGAGAAAAAGGAUGCAGUGAAUGCACCACGAUUGAUAGACUCAUUUUAUUCCCCCCCCUAUAGUUUUCAAAUACGUCAUACAUAUUUAUGCAGUGGAGCGUCUCUGCUGUAAAAAUGUGAUGUCACCAUCAUGACUUUGUUGAUCUGUAGCGCCAUCAAGUGGUCUUUACAAUACUGUUUGUGUUUUUAUUUCGGUGAAUUGUGUAAAUACAUGAUUAUCAUAUAUAUAAAUUACUAUUUUAUUUUAGCUCCUCAUUGAUGAUCGUUGUUAUGUUUGGUGUAUCAUAAUAAUUGCCAUAAUUAUUUAGGUUUUUACAAACACUUCCAUGAUCGCUAUGAGAAUCGUGUUUGGAUGAUUUAUUUAUUUUUUUAAUCCAAAAACUAUAAAAAAACGAAUUUCUUCAGGAAAAAAAAGCUACAUUUUGAGAAGUAAUUCUCAAAGCACAAAUUUCAUUUUUCAUUUUUGGUGACCCACAAAAUAUAUUUGAAAAAUUGGGAUUAAUUUUUCUUAAAAUGCAUUAUUUAAUGUAUUAAAAAUAGCUAAAGUUUUAAAAUAAUUAAAAACAAUUUCUUUUAUUUGUAUAUUUUUAUUUCACAUCAACACACAAAAUACUGGAAGAGAAAAGAUUAAUACUUUUAAAAACAUUUAAAAUUUUAAAUUGUUUUGCGUAAUAUUGAACAGAUGUUUUUGUCGGAUUAUAAAAAGAUUUCCCCACUUUUUUUAUUUUUAGGUCAGUGCUAAAAAAAAAUGGGGGUGGGGGGGGGAUUCAUUGUUCUACAAACAUGCUUCAUUUUGAUCGAAGUUGUUCAUAAAUGUGAAAAAAAAAAUCUGAUUUAAAAAAGCAAGAUAUUGGGGCGAUCAUCUAAGCAGUCUUUUCUUUUCAGUUUUAGGUUGGCUCUCAAACUGUUUGGGGAAAACAAAGUAUGGAUUAUUCUUAAAUCUUUUUCUGGUUUGACAUUUUUUUUACCUUAAGUAAAAUAUUUAAAAUAAUGAUUCAAAUCAAGCUUUUUUAAAUUGCCAUAUUAAAAAAAUAUUUGAAUAAAAAACAAAUUGUAUGAAUGAAUUAAUCAAAGCAUGCUUUUUUUAGGUUGGCAUUUAAAAUGAGGUGGAGGGGAAGGCAUGUAUUAUUCUAGAACUAUGCUCAGUUCUGAAUGGUUGUCCAUAAUUUUAAAGUUUUUUUUAUCAUAAAGUAUUAGUAAUAGCAGUGUUAAUAAUCAAAUCAAACCUUUUUAUUUAUUUAUUUAGGUUGACCUUCCAAAUUUUUGUUUUCUUUUUUAAAUGAUUAACUAUUUUGAAAACAUGCUUGUUUUUUAUUUUAGACAUUAUUUCCAUGACCAAAUGAAUCAAAAUAUUUUAAAUCAUUUAAAGCAAACUUUUGUAUUUGUAUUUAUUAAAAUAUUAUAUGGACGCUGAAAAUGUUACAACAGAAAGUAUUAAUUAUUCUAAAAUCAUCAGAAAUUUGAAAUGUUUUUGCAUAAUUCUGAACAGUUAUUUUUCAAAUAAAAAAAAUAUUUUGACAAAUUCCUCAAAGCAAGAUUUUUUAAUCCAAUUUUAUUAUUGUGAAAAAAGCGAAAUAAUGUUAGUUUGUUUAAUUUGGGACUCCAAAUAGGAUAAAAAGGAUGUAGUAUUCUAAAAACAUUCUCAGUUUUAAGUGGGUGUCCUUAAUUUUGAACAUAUUUUUAAAGAAAAAAGGCAAAAUAUUUUAAUAAUAUAACAAUCCAUUAAUCAACUUUAUUUCUGCAGGUUUUUCAGCUCAAACUGGAAAAAUGACACCAAUUAUUUUAUAGUAUAUAUAUUGUAAAAGUUAAGCAAAACAAAAGCUUUUCAUCAAAGGAAGAUUUGUUUUUUUUUAUUACGUCAGUGCUAAAAAAAAAAGUGAUGAAUUAUUUCAAAAACAUCCUUAACUUUGAAUGGUUGUCCAUCAUUUUGAAUACAUUUGAAUUCCACACCUCCACGUGCUCUUAUAUUGAAAGUAUCCAAACGUCAGUAUGUUGCAGGCAAAAGGUUUAUUUUUUUUAUUAUUAUUAUUUUUUUAAGUGUCAGGUUUCUCUUUUGGGGGUGCUCAAAAAUUUGCUGCAAACUGGUGGUUGAUGUGAAUGUUUCCUGAUGUAAGUGCUCAUUUAAAAAAAAAAAAAAGGGGUACAGGGUGCGUUUCAAACGCAAACUCAAACCCAAAGGCGAUGACGACGACGACGACCUAACCACAUUAUUUUCAAAACAAUCUGCCAGUCGACAGUUUACCUGCCGGAUGAACUCUUUACAUGGACUGUUGAAACAAAUGAAGUGUUGUUAUUGUAUUGAAACGUAAGAAAAAGAAAAAGAAAAAAAAAAGCAAUUAGAAACUAGUACGUUUUGUUUGAUUUCUUUGUCGACUAUGCAAUUUGCCAUUUGUUCUCAUGAUUGACGUCUUAGCUGUGCUUGUAACAUUUUACUAUCAGGGGUGAUUUUUUUUUGUUCUUUUUUGUUGACACGUGUUGAAUUCUCGUGACUGUUUUGGUUGCAUCCGGCACGCUUUUCUUUUCGCUUUCCCCUCCUCUUUCUCAUCCUUCUCCCCCUCCCCCCUCUUUCUCUCGUUGUUCUCUGUACAAAGUGUAAGAAAGAAUUUUUAAGACAAUUAAUAAAUUAUAUUUAUAAGCAAUG
Phycodurus eques (leafy seadragon) is the source of this 7275-nucleotide messenger RNA. RefSeq names its product netrin receptor UNC5C-like. NCBI's taxonomy places the organism in Eukaryota, Metazoa, Chordata, Actinopteri, Syngnathiformes, Syngnathidae. Gene Ontology annotation, biological process: netrin-activated signaling pathway. The transcript is spliced from 18 exons. The record is from RefSeq and is a predicted model, not a curated record. Gene Ontology annotation, molecular function: protein binding; netrin receptor activity. Gene Ontology annotation, cellular component: membrane. Bases 258 to 3098 code for a protein of 946 amino acids.